Molecule: messenger RNA, 3897 nt
Organism: Umbelopsis ramanniana AG
Lineage: Eukaryota; Fungi; Mucoromycota; Umbelopsidomycetes; Umbelopsidales; Umbelopsidaceae
Exons: 15
Coding region: 126-3881 (1251 amino acids)
Biological process (GO): neuron fate commitment
Source: RefSeq, a predicted model, not a curated record
CUCUUGGAACCCAAGCUGAUCCACUAUAUAAUGUCAUCACUUUGAAUACCUGUGACGGACCAAUUAUUGGCUGCUUUGGUGCUUCUUUCAUUGGCAACCUAACUGGUCUGUUAAGCAACCCAGGAAUGAUUACCAAUCUUUCUGGAUAUAAAGGACCGACUUCUGGAACCAAAUGGCCAACUGGCGCUACUUUGGUGAUCAAUGUACCUGUGGCAGUAGGAGGAGCUUUGAUCAUUGAUGCCGAUACUCCUAGCAUUGGCACAGAUCCUUGUCGAACCAUUUGGAACAUCUAUCCAGUGAAUAUCGACGGAUCACAUACUAACGGACCCAUCACACUAUCACGCAACAGCAAAUCAGCUCUUCAAGGAUUGAUUUUGGCUCCAAAUGCUGCCAUCUUGGAUGGACCUACUGGAAACUUUGCUGGAUUGUUGGUUUCGUAUAACUAUAACUGGCAAACAUCCAAUGUUAACAUUCUAGAUUUCACAACUGCGUCCGGAGGUGUCUGUAAAUCAUUCCUCGGAUGUGCUCCAAAUCGAAAUGUCACUAGCACAAGCAUGUUAGCAUCUUCAUCGGUUAGUGCAACAGUGUCAUCGAACUCAGCAUCGUCUUCGGCAGCAUCGUCUUCGGCAGCAUCUUCCUCGGCAGCAUCAUCCACUGCAUCAUCGUCAGCUUCCUCAACAUCCAAUGUAGCUUCCUCUUCAAGCAAUAUCAAUGGAGGUUCAUCCAGCACAGUAACUACAUCAACGACUGUUUCAUCACCUUCGGUAACACAAACUUGCGAUCUGUCAACAUCAAUUGAUCUGCCAAGUCUGCAGCUCGCAGCCUUCAAUGGUAUCUUCUUGAAUGACUUCACAUCCAGUAUCACCGCAGGCCUGUUUGGAAGUGCUGGAAGCUAUGGUCCAAUCGCUGUUGGAAAUAAUCUGUAUGCACCUGGCUACCUCGUUGCAGAGAAGACUAACCUGACUGCAUGUACUGCCAAUGCAUCUGGAUUUUCUCAAUAUGGUCUUGCUGUUGGAGGUAGUAUUAUCAAUGGAGGAACUCCAAAGGUUACUGGCAACGUAUACGUGUUUGGCACGGGUACUGCUACACUGCAACUACCAUCGUGCUCGGUCAGGAAGCUCAACGACAGUCAACAGUUUGAUUUCGCUGGUGCAAGGACAUCAUAUCUCCAAGCAUCUGCAUAUUUGGCAAAACUAAUUCCUAACCUGAGAAUGAAUAGUACCUUUGCAAUCUCAUCUCUAGGAACCCAAGCUGAUCCAUUAUAUAAUGUCAUCACUUUGAAUACCUGCGAUGGACCAAUUAUUGGCUGCUUUGGUGCUUCUUUCAUUGGCAACCUAACUGGUCUGUUAAGCAACUCAGGAAUGAUUACCAACCUUUCUGGAUAUAGAGGACCAACUUCUGGAACCAAAUGGCCAACUGGCGCUACUUUGGUUAUCAAUGUACCUGUGGCGGUAGGAGGAGCUUUGAUCAUUGAUGCGGAUACUCCUAGUGUGGGCACAGAUCCUUGCCGAACCAUUUGGAAUAUCUAUCCAGUGAAUAUCGACGGAUCACAUACUAAUGGACCUAUUACACUAUCUCGCAACACCAAAUCAGUCCUUCAAGGAUUGAUUUUAGCUCCAAAUGCUGCCAUCUUGGAUGGACCCACUGGAAACUUUGCUGGAUUGCUAGUAUCGUAUAACUACAACUGGGAAACAUCCAAUGUUAACAUUCUAGAUUUCACAACUGCGUCCGGAGGUGUAUGUAAAUCAUUCCUUGGAUGUGUACCCAAUCGAAAUACCACUAGCACAAGCAUGUUACCAUCUUCGUCGGCUAGCGUAACAAUGUCAUCGAGCUCAGCAUCAUUGUCCUCGUCGAUGUCCUCUGCUAUUUCCUCGUCGAUGUCCUCUUCUGUGUCCUCUUCUGUGUCCUCUUCUAUGUCCUCUGCUAUGCCCUCUUCGAUGUCCUCUUCAAUGUCCUCAUCGAUGUCCUCGUCGAUGUCCUCUUCUGUGUCCUCGCCGAUUGCCUCUUCUAUGUCCUCGUCGAUGUCCUCUUCUGUGUCCUCGUCGAUGUCCUCUUCUGUGUCCUCGUCGAUGUCCUCUUCUGUGUCCUCGUCGAUGUCCUCUUCUAUGUCCUCGUCGAUGUCCUUGCCGAUGUCCUCUUCGAUGCCCUCUUCAAUGUCCUCGUCGAUGUCCUCUUCUAUGUCCUCUUCUAUGUCUUCGUCGAUGUCCUCUGCUAUGUCCUCGUCAAUGUCCUCUGCUGCGUCAUCCCCUAUGUCAUCGCCUGUGUCCUCUAAAUCCGAUUUUAUUUCGACUUCAAGCAACAUAAGUGGAAGUCCAUCUAGCACAGUAACUACAUCAACGUCUCUUUCAUCACCCUCUGUGACACCAGGUUGUGAUCUAUCACAAUCGAACGAUAUAGCAGGUCUACAGCUUGCAGCGUUCAAUGGAAUUAUCUUGAACGAUUUUACCACCGUCACUGGGCUUACGGUUGCAGCUGGAGGAAAGAGUUAUGGUCCAAUUGCUGUACUCGGAAACGUUUUCGCACCAAACUAUCAUUUCUCUGAACAAAGUAACUUGACUGCCUGUUCACCAAGCGACGCUGGGUUCAAAGACUACGGUCUUGUUGUACAGGGAAGUAUUAACUCGGCUCCUCCUCUUUCAUUUGUUCGAGGCUAUGCAUACCUAGCCGGAGCAGGAAGAGUUAAUCUUGAAGGUACAGCAUGUACGACUAAAGCAAGUAGUGGCAGCAUUUUCGACCCCAACGCUGCUGAUACAUACAAAACGGGAUCUUAUUAUCUUGCAACGUUGCGACCUGAUUUGAGACUUGUAGAUAUUAAUGUUCUUUCAAGUGUUGGACCACAAGCAAAUCCUGCAUAUCAUGUUAUCACAUUAAACAGCUGUGGUGGCAUAACUGUUGGAUGUGUGGAUGUUCCCUAUCUAGUUGAUGGUUUGCUUGACGUUGGAACUCAUCCACCAAACCUGGCGGCAAAUCUCAGCUUGCUUUCGGAUCCAAGAGGCCUUUUGACCAAAAUAUUGGACUAUGAAGGUCUAUCUAGUUCAGGAAUUCAAUGGCCAAACGACGCAACGCUAGUUAUCAAUGUACCCAUAAUGCAAUCAACAGUAUUGAUAUUGGACGCACUCAAUCCAAGCAUCGGAACAGACCCUUGUCGAACUAUUUGGAACUUUUUCCCAGUUGAUGAACAAGGGAAAUUCGCUGCAGGCGCAACUGCAACGCUUGUCCGAGGCACCACUUCAACAUUUACAGGUUUGAUCAUGGCACCGCUAAUUCAUAUUGUCGAUGAAAAUAUCGGUCAUUUUGCAGGAAGUCUUGUAGCCUCUAGUUACAUCUGGCAGAGUACUGUUGUGGACAUACUUGAUUUCGCGACAGGUUCUAAUGGCCGUUGUAAAACAUUCCUUGGAUGUUUCCCUCUUGGACAGAGUCAGACACUAUCGACAUCAUCUUUACUAUACACUUCAACAAUGUCAAGUAUGAGCAGCAGCGUCAGUCAAUCCCUCUCAUCAAGUUUGAGCGUGGUAGAAUCAACAACAUCAAGUGUAGAAAGCUCCUCGUCCGUUAUGACUUCUGAAUCCAGUAGCUUUACGUCUUCGGUAGUUACAUCAUCCGUUGCAAGUUCAGAAACAUCUGGAAGCUUAUCUUCAAGUGAUGUCGUAUCAAGCUCUGUUGAUUCAUCAUCUACGGACAGUUCGUCAAGUGCAUCCUCUAAUCCCAGCUCAACCGAAUCGUCAUCCACAUCUUCAGCUUCUCUACCAGUUAGCUCAGUCUAUACUGGAGUAGCUGCUGGCGUGUAUUUCUACCCAGACUCUAGCGCAACCGUAUCGGCAUCUUCUUCUUCAACAGCUCCAGCGGGUAGUUCAGUCUCUACUGGAGUAGCUGCAGAUUAAUAUGACACCGGCUCCA